Molecule: messenger RNA, 2315 nt
Organism: Hymenoscyphus albidus
Lineage: Eukaryota; Fungi; Ascomycota; Leotiomycetes; Helotiales; Helotiaceae
Source: the annotation of a GenBank genome assembly
CCUACAUCUACAGCUAUCAAGAUCACGACGAUACUCGGGUACUCGAGUACCGCUGCACCUGCAGGUGGAAGAGUUCCUGCAUGCGCAUGCGAAUCGAUGUCAUUGAACAUCGUGAUUGCUUUUCUCCAAUUCCCAUUCCCAGGGGGGGCGCAUUAAGUGUCGAAUCAAGUGAGGCCAUCAGGUGCCGGUACAACAACACAAUUUCGGUCAUGACGUUCAUCCACACCCUCAACCCACUUGGAUCCCCACCACCUGCACGCUGCAUCCGCAUCUGGGGGGCUUGAUCGAGGCGACCAGGCUUCAUCCAGCUGCCUAUCUGCCUAUCUUGUGUCAAAAUGAGGAUGGCCGAGUCCAACGUGGUUGAGCGAAUGGCCUCUGGCCUGGGAAUAUCUUCAUGCACCGUUACCGUGCAAGUGCACACCGAAUUCGCCCCAGAGGCUCCAGGCCAAGGCUCAGACUUGCCCCUGUGAUGUUUGUUUUUUGGAAGGAGUUGGGAGUCGACUCGAAACUCCUUAGAAACACUGCCUCCGUCCUUUCUCUCUUUCUGUGCUCCAACUCCAACCUGUUUCCUACUGUUUGCUCAUGCCAUUCACGUUACGUUACUCUUACCGAGCCAGGUUGGUGCCAACAUCCAGCAACUGCACCCAACUAACCACCUGAACAAAGGAAGGAUCGAUCCUCCCGUUCACUUAUACUGCUCUCUCCCUUCCCUCAUAAUGGCCAAAUACAUCUCUCACGCAAAGUACGCUGUCACCGAUAUCAAAACCAUGUAUCAAGCAACCGAACUCGAGAAUCGCUCUCGCCAACAGCGAAAUUUCCAUGCCACCGAAUCCUCUCUACUAAACGUUCGCAAGAUUGCUUCCGACAAUCGCCCCUCUCUCGUCGACAAUGUCCUCUCCUAUUGGGGCUCAUGGAAUCCAUUCCCCAAACAGAUAACCUCGGAAGACACAGUGUGGCUACUCGACAAUACAGCCUACCGUAAUAAACAGACUGGGCAAUGGGAGGCAGAGUUUGUGGCAGCUGUGUUUGAUAAGAAUAGCGGGGUAGAAGUCAGUACAGUUGUGGCAGAUAUUGCAGAGAAAUUGGGGAUUGCCAAGGGUGACAAGCAAGAAGCUAGGAUCCAAGAAAGGCUUAUGCCCUUCGUCCAGGAUGUCUUGCCUGGGAGAGUUGUAAGAGUCCAUUAUGGUGGAAAGGUGGACUUGAAACUUGGUCCUGGCGGAAGAAAUGGUAUUUGUAGUGAAAUCAAGACAAUCCCAGACGGUCGUGGAGGGAAUGUUGUACAUGUAACUGCGCUCGUUCCAAAGGGCACAAAUGGAAUUCUGGGAUCGCGUACGGUAUAUGCUGAACCCGAGGGCUGGGGUGUUAUAUCAGGUAGGACAAUUACAACCCAACCUGCUGUUGGAGCUGGCUACGUACAGUAUACUAACAUCAACUAGAUAUUGAUGACACCAUAAAAAUCACACAAACCAGCGACCCCAUCGGCAUCCUCCGUACAACCUUCGUUUCAGACCCAACUCCCAUUGCUGGAAUGCCCGAACUCUACCAGUACCUACAAACGCUUGUCUCCACACGAUCCCCAUGGUUCUAUCUCUCCGCCUCUCCAUACAAUCUGUAUUCCUUCCUAUCGGCUUUCCGCCAAAGAUUCUUUCCUCAAGGAACCAUGAUCCUCCGUGAUUCAAGCUGGAUGAACCUCGCUGGUCUCCUGUCGAAUCUGACUUUGGGAACACAAGCUUAUAAAGUGGAUCGGAUCUCCAAGAUCAACUCUUGGUUCCCAAAGAGGAAAAUGAUUUGUAUUGGAGAUAGUACUCAAAGUGAUCCUGAGGCUUAUGGUGAAAUGUAAGUAAAAUAUGGCCUGCUUUUCCUUAUAUUCCUUGUUAUCUACCAUAUCUUCAAGCCCGCAAGCUUACAUCACCCAGAUUCCGAAAGCAUCCAAAUUGGGUCCACCUCAUCCUCAUCCGCAAAGUCACAGAUAUCGCGGCUCUAGGAAUGGAAGAAAAGAAUGAUCCGAAACGAUUUGAAAAGGCCUUUGAAUGUGUCCCAAAGAAUUACUGGUUUGUGUUUGAAGAUCCUUCGGAAUGUUACUCUAUUUUGGGUCAGACCAUCACUCAAUAAUUCCCGGUCGAAGGUUUGUGGUUUCCAUUUUUCUUUCCUUUUGAUGUUUCUUUUCAUAAUGGGAUUUUGGCGUUGUGCGUAGGCAAUGGUUAAGAUACACAACUGGCAAAUCAGGGUCGGAUAGCGUGGGUUUCAGGCGUUGGUGUUGAUUUUCCUUUGGUGGUCUCAUUUGGGGCAGGGUUACGGGAUUAGGUAGUGUAGAG